GUUCUCCUUUAUUUCCAUUUUCCCAUUUUCUCAGAUUUUUCCUUUUUUCUUCCGCUCUUUCUUCAUUUUUGUUUUAUAUACAUUUUUUUUUGUCUUUUUUGUCUUUUAUUUUUUUUUAAUUCUACUUAGACUUUAUAUAUUAUAAACUUUCAUUCUACAAUUUAGUUACUAUGGCUACCAAUGAACCUCAAAUUAAUACACCACGCAAGAAACGAGUCAAAAUUGUCAGUGCAUGCGGUGAAUGUCGUCGUCGAAAAACCAAGUGUAAUGGUGAACUCCCUUGUCGAAGUUGUCAUAAAGCCGAUGUUCCUUGUGUAUAUCCUGCUGUAUCUCAUGCCGAAGACAAAAGGAAUCAUAUAUCCAAAGCUGCUCUGGAAGCCAUUGAAGAUAGACUGAAAGCUAUAGAAGAUAUGCUCCAUACCAUACUACGAUCACAGUCUUUUGUUGCCGAACUACCAGCCGCUGCUGUCAGCCAAUUCCUUAACAACAAAGAAUCUCCGUCUUCUUCUUUAUCCUUACCUCGAUCAUAUGAUCAAAAACAACCUCAACAAUCAUCAUCAUCUUCUUUUACUACUUUAACUUCAACACAACAACGAUCACAUUCAUCAUUAUUACGUUCUCCUCCUACACAAUUGAAUAAUACCUCCAACAAUGAAAAAGAUACCAAGGAUGAUGAUGAUUCUAAGAACAAUAAGAACAUCUCAACAAUAAUGUCUUCACCUGAUGUCAGAUUACCAUCUAUUCAUGAUUUAUCAGUCCAUCCAAUCUAUUCUGCACCAUUGGCCGAAAUCAAACAAGAAAAAGUCUUUAUCACGGAUUUGCCACCGCCUUUGGGAUAUACGUCAUAUUACAACUGUCGUUCUGAAAUUGGUUCCGAUGUUUCCAAUGAAACUAUUUUGGCAUCCAUCAAGAAAAGGAAACGAUCAUGAAACUCGUUAAUACUCACCCCUUAUUAUAAUUCUUAUUCUUAUUUUUAUCAUCAUCAUCUAUCAUUUUAUUUUUAUUAUUUAUUAUCAGUUAUUUUAUUAGUAUUUAGUCUCCCACAUUGUUAUAUUGCGUUUUUUUAAUACUUUUUCCCUCCUUCACAUUAUCAAACAAUAAGAAAACAUUCAAUCAUUGUUCCCCUUGCUUCCUCCCUUCUGUAGUACUUUCUCUCCUUUUUCAAUAAAAAAAAA
Molecule: messenger RNA, 1175 nt
Organism: Halteromyces radiatus
Lineage: Eukaryota; Fungi; Mucoromycota; Mucoromycetes; Mucorales; Cunninghamellaceae
Exons: 1
Coding region: 171-929 (252 amino acids)
Biological process (GO): regulation of DNA-templated transcription
Molecular function (GO): DNA-binding transcription factor activity, RNA polymerase II-specific; zinc ion binding
Source: RefSeq, a predicted model, not a curated record